Molecule: messenger RNA, 1485 nt
Organism: Colletotrichum chrysophilum
Lineage: Eukaryota; Fungi; Ascomycota; Sordariomycetes; Glomerellales; Glomerellaceae
Exons: 3
Coding region: 1-1485 (494 amino acids)
Biological process (GO): carboxylic acid metabolic process
Cellular component (GO): cytoplasm
Molecular function (GO): carboxy-lyase activity; pyridoxal phosphate binding
Source: RefSeq, a predicted model, not a curated record
AUGAAUGGGAUCAACGGUAACCAUGCUGCCCCGCAGCAACUGCGUCGAGCUGAUGAAGUCAACGAUCUGCUUGAUGCAGUCAAGGGAUUGAUUGUCCCGUACAUCAGAGCUGCAGAUGAAGCCGCGCCACAGAAGGCCGGGGGCAACGCAUCAGUAAACAUCGACGGAGUUCCAAGCAAUGUUCUCGUCGACACUCUGAAGCCCGAGGCGUUGGUCGAGAAGCUGAAGCUAUCCCUUCCCGAAGGCGAUGGACUCGGGAAAGAGGGCUUGCUCGAUGUGGUGCAGAAGAUCCUGAGGUACAGCGUCAACACCUGGGACCAAGGCUUCAUGGAUAAGCUGUAUGCAAGCAACACUCCUCUCCACGUUUACCAAGUUUCGCCUGCCUUGAGCAUCAUCGAAAAGAUUACCGCUCGGAAGUUCGCGAACUUAUUUGGGUUCACCGGCCCUAGGGCUGGAGGAGUCACAUGCCAAGGAGGCAGCGCGUCCAACCUCACUUCCCUGGUAGUAGCUCGCAGUGCUCUGUACCCCGAGACAAAGAAGACUGGCAACGGUUCGUAUGAUUUUGUCAUCCUCACGAGUGCUCACGGCCACUACUCCGUUGAGAAGAGUGCGCUGGCAUGCGGUCUUGGGGCGUCAAGCGUCUGGGCGGUGCCUAUUGACUCCGAUGGCCGCAUGAUCCCGAGUGCUCUGCGGGAGCAGAUCGUUCGUGCCAAGUCUGAGGGCAAGACCCCUCUGUACGUCAACUCCACGGCUGGAACGACAGUGAUGGGCUCUUAUGACCCGUUCGAGGAGAUAUCCGCCAUCUGCAAAGAGUUUGGCCUGUGGUUCCACAUCGAUGCCAGCUGGGGAGGAUCUGUCAUCUUCUCCCAAAAGCAAAAGUCCAAGUUACAAGGCGCUCAUCUGGCCGACUCUCUGACGGUGAACCCGCACAAGAUGAUGAACGUGCCGGUAACGUGCUCGUUCCUCCUGACGCCAGACGAGAAGGUGUUCCACAAGGCCAACACUUUGCCUGCCGGAUACCUUUUCCACAAUGUGGACGAAAAUGGUGACGUCUGGGACCUUGCCGACUUGACCCUGCAGUGCGGCCGCAGGGGCGACAGUCUGAAGCUGGCUCUGGCUUGGAUCUACUACGGCGCCGGCGGAUUUGAGAAGCAGAUCGACCAUGCAUUCUCGCUGGCCGAGCGUCUGGCUAGUCUGGUUGAAAAGAGCGAGAACUUCGUCCUGGUGUCCAGCAACCCGCCGCCGUGUCUGCAGGUCUGCUUUUACUAUGCACCAAACGGUCAGCUUGCGGAAGACCCGAAGACGAACACCAAACGCACCAGCCAAAUGGUUCACAAGCUCAUCGAGCGUGGCUUCAUGAUCGAUUAUGCCCCUGGAGAGAAGGGCAGUUUCUUCCGUGUGGUCGUCAACUGCCAGACGCUGCAGGGGACUGUGGAUGGUCUGGUCAAGGCCUUGGAGGAGGUUGGCAAGGAAGUCGUGGUGUAG